This is a messenger RNA of Ostrinia nubilalis (European corn borer), 2311 nucleotides long. RefSeq names its product serine/threonine-protein kinase OSR1 (gene fray). Gene Ontology annotation, cellular component: serine/threonine protein kinase complex. Gene Ontology annotation, biological process: protein phosphorylation; protein export from nucleus; activation of protein kinase activity. NCBI's taxonomy places the organism in Eukaryota, Metazoa, Arthropoda, Insecta, Lepidoptera, Crambidae. The record is from RefSeq and is a predicted model, not a curated record. Gene Ontology annotation, molecular function: protein serine/threonine kinase activity; protein serine/threonine kinase activator activity; ATP binding. The transcript has a single exon. The coding region runs from base 1 to 1431 and encodes 476 amino acids.
AUGGCGAGCUCCGGGCACUCGUGGCCCAACAGCCAGGACGACUACGAGCUACUGGAGGUCAUCGGCGUGGGCGCCACCGCCGUCGUGCACGCCGCCUACUGCGCGCCGCGCGCCGAGAAGUGCGCCAUCAAGCGCAUCAACCUCGAGAAGUGGAACACCUCCAUGGACGAGCUGCUCAAGGAGAUCCAGGCCAUGUCCAGCUGCAGCCACGAGAACGUCGUCACCUACUACACCAGCUUCGUGGUGCGCGAGGAGCUGUGGCUCGUGCUGCGCCUGCUCGAGGGCGGCAGCCUGCUCGACAUCAUCAAGCACAAGGUGCGCGCCGCCAACUGCAAGCACGGCGUGUUCGACGAGGCCACCAUCGCCACCGUGCUCAAGGAGGUGCUGCGCGGCCUCGAGUACUUCCACCAGAACGGCCAGAUCCACCGCGACAUCAAGGCCGGCAACAUCCUGCUCGGCGACGACGGCACCGUGCAGAUCGCCGACUUCGGCGUGUCCGCCUGGCUCGCCACCGGCCGCGACCUGUCGCGCCAGAAGGUGCGCCACACCUUCGUCGGCACGCCCUGCUGGAUGGCGCCCGAGGUCAUGGAGCAGAACCACGGCUACGACUUCAAGGCCGACAUCUGGUCCUUCGGCAUCACCGCCAUCGAGAUGGCCACCGGCACCGCGCCCUACCACAAGUACCCGCCGAUGAAGGUGCUCAUGCUCACGCUGCAGAACGACCCGCCCACGCUCGACACCGGCGCCGAGGACAAGGACCAGUACAAGGCGUACGGCAAGACGUUCCGCAAGAUGAUCUCCGAGUGCCUGCAGAAGGACCCGGCCAAGCGGCCCACCGCGACCGAGCUGCUGAAGCACUCGUUCUUCAAGAAGGCCAAGGACCGCAAGUACCUCGUGCAGACGCUGGUCGCGAUCGGGCCGAGCAUGGAGACGCGCGUGCACAAGGCGAGCCGGCGGCAGCCCGGCGCGUCGGGCCGCCUGCACCGCAUGGAGACGGGCGAGUGGGUGUGGGAGAGCGACGAGGACGACGCCGAGGACGAGGGCUCGCCCGCCGACCGGCCGAUGAACACGCUGCCGCGCGCCGCGUCGUCGGACAGCGACGAGGAGCCGCGCGCCGCCUUCAGCAUCGGGCCGCCGCCGCAGCUGGAGCUGGUGCUGCGCAUGCGCAACGCGCGCGGCGAGCUGAACGACAUCCGCUUCGAGUUCGCGGCCGGCAAGGACUCGGCGGACGGCAUCGCGGCCGAGCUGGUGGGCGCGGGGCUGCUGGAGGCGCGCGACGCGGGCGCGGUGGCGGCGCAGCUGGCGCGGCUGGUGGGCGCGGCGCUGGCGGGCGAGGCCGCGCGCUCCGCCACGUUCCCGCUGGGCGCGCCCGCGCCGGCGCCCGACGAGGCCGGCCUGGUGGGCUUCGCGCAGCUCUCCAUCGUGGACUGAGCGCGCGACGCCGGUCUAUUCCACUUUGAUCACCUGGCUUUGAUGACCCAGGUGAUCGAAGUCCACUUCCAGCGACAAUUUAGUGUCCUUUGAUCACCCACGGAUACGAUGCCCUGGGUGAUCAAAGUGGACUCCAGUUAAUUAUUUUAGUGUCCUUUGAUGACCUACAUACAAAUCACACCUCUGAAAAUAGACACGUCAUGUCCAAUUAUUGUAAGUACAAAUAUUUUCUUAAUAUAGACAAUUUAGACAAAGUAACUCUGUUUGUCUGUCUCUAUUUCACGCCUAAACCACUGAACCGAUUUUGAUGAAAGGCAUAGAGAUAGUUUGAGUUCCAGGAAAGGAUAUGUCCUUUUAGUUUUUAUCCCGGUUUUUGAAACAGGAACGCGCGUGAUAAAGUUUUUCUGUGACAGACAAAAUUCCACGCGGACGAAGCCGCGGGCGGAAAGCUAGUUAAUAUAAGAGGAGGUGUGAUUUGUAUGUAGAUGAUCAAAGGACACUAAAAUAAUAAUUUAACUGGAGUCCACUUUGAUCACCCAGAACAUUGUAUCCGAGGGUGAUCAAAGGACACUAAAUUGUCGCUGGAAGUGGACUUUGAUCACCUGGGUCAUCAAAGCCAGGUGAUCAAAGUGGAAUAGACCUAUGAAAUGAGUAUAAUUAUUUUUAUGAUUUUAUCCGUUAUCCUAUUUUCCGCUCGGUGUGUUGUGUCGGGCCGCGCGUGGCGCUCGAGUGCCAUACUUGGGACGUUGACGGGACCGAGUUUACAGUGUUGAUUUUACAUAAACGUGUAUGUCGCUCCGCAGAAUGUUCUUUUUACAUUGUUACUUGUUUGUUGCUUACUGAAGUUUUUUUAAAAUAAUUUAAUAAAACAUUAAAUUUA